AUGCCGCGCCCCGAGUACGCGCCUUUUCUCACGUCGCCGCGCGGCGCGUCCGCUUCAAUGGGGCGAUCGUUCGUCGUCGCGGCUCCGCGCGCUGUCUCGGCACUAAGCUCCGCCGCCUCGGAGACGCUCAGCGCCGCGCUCAGUGUCGCGAAGCUCAAUCUGCACCGCCGCCGCCGCCAGACGCUCACCGACUUGACCGACAGCAGCAACAGUCGCAGCGGCCGCCGAUCCACGUACGUGGACUGCGACGACGACGACGAUGACGACGACGACGACGACGACGACGAGGCCGCUGACCCGUUCGAGCCACUGCAGUCGCUUCAAGCCCAAGAGCACGACCAAAAGCAAGAGCAACAGCGACAGCAACAGCUGCGACACGCGCGUCAAUCGCGGCCGCACAAGCCCGUGCGCUCGCCGUCCGCGGGUCGCGUGGCCUCGUCGCCCUCGACGCGCUCGCGGUCGGCGCGCUCGUCGUCGGCCACGUCGCCCUCGAGUCUGCGGGACGAGCCGCUCUCGUCGUCCCUCGUGAGCGACGUGGCGCCGCAGCUGCCCGAGCUCUCGCCCGACCGCGUCCACGCGCUCGUGCACUUCAUCGACCGGUCCGUGGACAACGCGUACAACCUCAGCCUCGGCUUUGGCCGCGUGCGCUGGACGCCCAGUCGCGCCAAAGACGGCGUGACGAUCCGCCGCGCCAAGGGCGGACCGGACGACACGAUGCUGGACGCGGCCGUGCGCGGCAGUUGCAACAUCAGCGCGACGUUCCGCGAGAUGAGCGACCUUUUGAUCACGGAGACGACGGCGGACUUUGCCGAGUUCGAGCACGCGGUGAACCCGACGGAGUUCCUGGACGGCCAAGUGCUGUACACGCUGGUGCCACGCACACCCGAGGAGCGCUUUGUGUGCGUCAAGUGGCACUGCACGCGGUCCAUGGCGUCGUCCGUGGCGAGACACCGGGACUACGUGUACGUGGAGCUCGUGGACUCGUUCAAAGACGAAGACGGACGUCGGAUUGGCUACCGUCUGAGCAAGAGCGUGGACCUCCCUGACGUGUUGCCCCCGCGGGACACGAAGCAUCUUUUUGUACGCGCAAAGACGCUGACGUUGCAGACGUGGAGUGAACGAGCGCCAGGAAGUUUAGAGUUUGUUACUAUGAUAAUUAAUGAUUUAGGUGACCGUCUGCCGUCUUGGCUUGUGCACAAGAUGGUGGACACGGCAGCCAUGCGCUCAGCUUCUUUUUCGCUCGUGAGGAAGAAGUACAGCUGUGCGGCGUGUGGAGACGUCAUUUGUAACCAAUGCAGUGUGCACCAGCUCGUGACGACACAUCAGCGGCUGAGCGAUCUCUCAGCGCCUGGGGGCAAACGCAAAACGCGCAUUUGUCUCAAGUGCAGCAGUACUAUGCAGAACAAAGAGUUGCCUCGACGCGCGUCGUGUGCGCGACAGAGCGAGAUGUCUCGUGUCAGCUCGGACGGCAGUGUCCACAGUUCUCUAGCAUCGAACGGCUCGUUUCUCGCGCGCUCGCACGUAUCGGCAGGAAAGACGUCUGACGAGACUCGACGCAGUUUUCUGUCCGACUCAACAGCCGGAACAAGUUCACAGGAAUCUGUUGAAGACGGCGGCCGAGGCAGUGGCAACGGGUCUGCUACAUUGCGCAAACAGGUACCGAACGUGUUCCAGUUCCGCCUGAUGUCGUCUUCACUGGGCAAGAGUGAGCGUUUGUCAAAGGCGUCUACAUCUUCUUUGUCGCCCGGUAAUGAAGAGGACCGUUUAGGUACCGAAGAGUAUCAGGCACAAAUGUUUGGUGACAGUGCUCCCGCGCCUGCAUCUGUGAAGCUUGACCUUGGUGUUGGAAGAUACAAAGAGACCUUGCCUCGACGAAAUUCCGAGCGAAAGCUUGAAGUGGAAGCAUUGAAGCAAGCAAAGCACAGCGACGUGGAAAGGAGACUUAUUGAGGAUGAUGCUGAUAAUUUUCUUGACAUGAAACGUGGUAGGAAGGGACCAGUGCGUCAAUCUGCUGCAGUGAUGACGCUAGAGAUGGACAUGCCUUCAGUACGCAAAGUGGAAGUUGCCAGCUUUUUGACCGAAGAAGAGAAUGCGAAUUUGGACACUGCAUCAAGUGAUUCAGAAUCGGCCAGGUUUCUUACGGUGGACGAGAAUUCUAAAAUUGUGGAGAGUCGAUCUCUUGGAAGAAGAUCUGAGGCUGGUUUCCCAGUUCCUGUACAGGUGGAGGAACUCAUUAUAGAAGAAGUUACUCCCGAGACGUUCUGUACCGUUCCGCGGCGAAGUAAAGAGUUUGAAGCAAUUGGGGUGGAAGAGUUGGUCAUCGAGGAAGUCGAGCCCGUUGCUGUAAGUUUUCUGCCACGACGGAUCUCAAAGACAGAAGAAUUUGCUGCUGGAAAGGUUCACCCCGAGCACGGUGGCAUUGUCCCGCGACGCGGCAUCAAGUGCGAGCAGGUCGUAGACGAGGAAGCUCAGUCCGAGAAUGCGAGAAAUGCGUCUGUGCUUUGUAUGGACGAAGCGGAAAUUGAGAUACCAAUGGUGGUUCGUAAAGUGUCGAAGAAAGUUGUUGUUGGUCCUAGCAGACGACUCAGUCGCGAAUCAAGAAGAGCACCAGCGCUGCGGCCUGUUGGUGCCCCACCUCCACCACCACCGAGGGCUGCGGGUACGCUGUCAGAUAGUAUAACAAGUGUCAGCAACGAGAACCUGCCGGCUCCAGUUCAAGGAUCGACAGCAUCAGACGAGGAGGUCAUCAAAGUCGAGGAUCUACAGAUGCAUUUGGACCGUAUGAACCAAAUCUCGGCAAGGCUGCGAGUCCUCCAUACGACGGAAGCUCCGGUCAGCACGCAAACAGCAAUGGCUGCGCUUACAACGUUUGAGAUUAAAGCGAAGGCUGAACGUGCAGCCAAGAUUGCAGCCAACUUCGUCAGUCUUUUGGACCGGCAUGCUGCACCAGCGGCUCGGCGCGCACAGCAGUAUUUGAAGCAGUGUGAGAACCACCGCACAAGUUUGUUCAAUGUGACGCUGGCUAUGGGCGACGGCAGCUUUGUGGAUUACCUCGUCGACUCGACGUUUGAAGAGAUUGGUGAGAGUCCUGACGGCACGGGCUCGGGAUGGCAGUCCGUGCUCUCUCAAACGACGGGCAAGCAGUAUUUCUAUAACCAGAAUUGUGCGCUUGCAUCCUGGACUUUGCCAGGACCUGACGUUUUUCGGGGAACGCUGUAUAUGGUGCUGUAG
Molecule: messenger RNA, 3231 nt
Organism: Peronospora matthiolae
Lineage: Eukaryota; Oomycota; Peronosporomycetes; Peronosporales; Peronosporaceae
Source: the annotation of a GenBank genome assembly